This is a messenger RNA of Exophiala oligosperma, 2411 nucleotides long. RefSeq lists its product as uncharacterized. NCBI's taxonomy places the organism in Eukaryota, Fungi, Ascomycota, Eurotiomycetes, Chaetothyriales, Herpotrichiellaceae. Gene Ontology annotation, molecular function: NAD+ binding. The coding region runs from base 309 to 2141 and encodes 610 amino acids. The transcript is spliced from 2 exons. The record is from RefSeq and is a predicted model, not a curated record.
CAAAUUCUCAUCCUUAUGGUCGCGAUUCGCACAGUCUAUUCACCCGAACCAUAUGUGUAUUCACGUUCUUGUACGCGUCUUGCACAAGGAAUCUGCUCCAUGCGCCUGUCCUGGUGGGCCGUGAAUAUCGUGUAGACGCGAACUUGACGCGACGCUCAGAGCCGUGGACUCGGACUUCAGCAUAAGUCACGACUCUCGCUCAACAAGUUGAUCAUUCCUACAUCACUGUUCACGCUUGUUGCAGUUUACUUCUGUCUGGCCGAUAUCUGCGACGACGAACGGGAAAUAAAGCCCUGAACUCAGCGAAGAUGGUCGUACGAGAGCUUAUUCCCGGCGACGAUCGACCUUUGCAGGAGAUAGCCGAUGUCCUCGCGAGGUCGCACAAGGUCCUUCUCGUGACCGGCGCUGGAAUCAGCACGAGUUGUGGCAUCCCGGAUUUCCGUUCCAAGGACGGACUGUACAACAUCAUCCCCGAACAAGCACUCCUACCCACUCCUCCAGCUUCCCAACCAUCCACCCCUUCAAAGUAUUGUUCAGAUACCGACGACUCUAACUUCUUCUCCUCACAAUCAUCAACUUCAUCAUUCACAAGCCGACGAGCAUCCGCCAGUCCCUCAUCAAAGCUGAAGGGACAGGACCUUUUUGAUUCGCGAGUUUUCCAAAAUGCAGCAUCAACGACCUUAUUCUAUCAGUUCAUUGCUUCCUUGCGUCAGAAGAUACGCGACGAAGUGCAGUCUACGAGCUCGACCCACAAGUUCAUCAGGGUUCUUCGCGAUGGUGGUCGAUUGGUGCGGUGCUAUACUCAGAACAUCGAUGGUCUAGAAGGAAGAGAAGGGUUGGUGACUGACUUGACACGAGGCAAAGGCAACAAGCGACGAUUCAUGAAGAAACACUAUGAAGUACCACGACCUUUACAUACUCCUGGCACUGAUUUCGAUGGAGGUUGCGAAGUAGUGCAGCUGCAUGGUGACUUGGAGAGGUUGCGGUGCAGCAUGUGCGCCACACAAUUUGAAUGGACGGAUGAGGAAACUCAGAUUUACCUCGAAGGCGCCGCGCCAAGCUGCCAGCAAUGUUACAGCAAGAGCGAGCAGAGACAGGCCAGCGGAAAAAGAGGUCUUGCGGUCGGAUCACUCCGACCAAACAUCGUCUUAUACGGAGAAGACCAUCCAUCAAACACGCUGCUAACCCCGUUGAUCCCCUUUGACGCCGGUAGUCAGCCUGAGGUUUUGGUCAUCAUGGGCACGUCACUCAAAGUAUUCGGGUUGCAAAAGAUUGUGCGAGAAUUUGCGAAAGCGGUGCAUUCCAGCAAGGGUGGCCAGGGACGAGUGAUCUUUGUCAACCGCACAAAACCAGCAGAAACCACCUGGGAUGGUAUCAUUGACGACUUCGUGGCCAUGGACUGCGACGAUUGGAUUCACGACCUCAAAUCAAGACGACCCGAUCUCUGGCUUCGACAAGGCGACAUCGGGUUAACAGUCACAAAACCGACACAACCAAAGCGGAAGAGAAAGUCGAUGACCGAUGAACAUGGUGGCGCGAGACCUGUUAAGAAAACAAAAGUCACAGUCGAGGUGCCAGCGAACUCUGGAAUUGCGCGACAAACACCUCCUAGUACUCCGUCGAAGAAGGACUCGAUAACGAAGAGGUACAAACUACCAGCUACAUACCCUGGUCGAUCGGUGCUUUCGCCUUUAGCACAGGGCAGACGGCCACCAAUAUCGCCUCUGUCUAGUCCAGUCCGGCCAGUUGAUGAUGAUGAAAAAUGCACAACGCCAGCUAGAAGAUGCUUGCCCGUUCGGCCGCCGAUCUCACCCUUCACUCCAGGAGUGUUGACUGGGAGUAAGCUCAAGGUGGAAGUGUUUCGCGACGACGAAAACCAACGCGAUGAUCAGGAGGACAAUGGAAGACCAGGAUCGAAAAAGAAUGGAAACCAUCCCCAAGGCGCGACAGUGACACCACCCAAAUCCAAUUUUCUGGCGAAGGUAUGGCAGCGACUUCCGGGCAGACAUAUUCUGCCAUAUUCGGAGCAAGUCGACACACAAGAUGAAGCACUGGGGGCUGAAGAUGAUAAUGAUACAGUGAUAGUGGAAACACCGUCAAGGGGUCCUCGUGGCCGCAAGAUCAACGUGAUUGAGUCAUGAGAAGUCGUGGCAUUGGCAGCGAAUUUGGAGAUGAUGGAUUCGAUGGUAGGAUUUCAUGAAUCAAUGACUGUAUGACAUAUUAUAACACCGAGUUCCAAGAGACACCGCUACGGUGCGAGCAGUAUAGAGAAUGACUGCUCGAUGCAAGUUUUGUAUGACGAUUGGAGCGGCUUUGAACAACGCUUAAUUGUCGCUAGAAACAGACAAGAGACAUAGAGGCGGAGACUUGAUAAAUCAUUGGGCAAAGUCUUCGUGAAGAACAAUUGUUUG